Eubalaena glacialis (North Atlantic right whale) is the source of this 2092-nucleotide messenger RNA. It is a transcript of the gene EDNRA, whose product is annotated as endothelin receptor type A. NCBI's taxonomy places the organism in Eukaryota, Metazoa, Chordata, Mammalia, Artiodactyla, Balaenidae. Bases 359 to 1642 code for a protein of 427 amino acids. The record is from RefSeq and is a predicted model, not a curated record. The transcript has 8 exons. Gene Ontology annotation, cellular component: membrane. Gene Ontology annotation, biological process: enteric nervous system development; vasoconstriction; regulation of blood pressure. Gene Ontology annotation, molecular function: endothelin receptor activity.
UCUUGCGAGCCCUCGUGCGCGCGCACAGUCAUCCCUUUGGUCUGGCGAUUGCGGACGGGAGGUGGAGACGCUCCAUCCCACCGGGUGGCCGGAGGCGGGCGGCUCGGGGAGGACCUCCCCAGAGAAGCCGUGCCCAGGAAGUUUUGCGAAGCGGAGGCAGCGGUGCAGCCGGGGCCGCUGCCGCGCCGGAGCCCGGGACACUCGCCACCCACCCUCGCCGUCUCGGCUUCCUCUCGCCCAGGCGCCGCGCGCGGACCGGGCAGCCGUCCGCGCCCGCCGAGCUCCACGGUAGAAAAAAAAAAAAAAAGAGGGUGUCAAAGCCAAAGAAUAAGAGACCUUUCCUCAAAUUUGCGUCAAGAUGGAAACCUUUUGCCUCAGGGUGUUGUUUGGGUUGGCGCUGGUUGGAUGUGUCAUCAGUGAUAAUCCUGAGAGCUACAGCACAAAUCUGAGCACCCAUGUGGACGAUUUCACCACUUUUCGUGGGACAGAACUCAGCUUCGUGGUUACCACACAUAGACCCACGAAUCUGGCCCUCCCCAACAAUGGCACAAUGCACAACUAUUGCCCACAGCAGACUAAGAUUACUUCAGCUUUCAAAUACAUUAACACUGUGAUAUCAUGUACUAUUUUCAUCGUGGGAAUGGUGGGGAAUGCCACCCUGCUGAGGAUCAUUUACCAGAACAAGUGCAUGAGGAAUGGCCCCAACGCACUGAUAGCCAGCCUUGCCCUCGGAGACCUUAUCUAUGUGGUCAUUGAUCUCCCUAUCAAUGUAUUUAAGCUGCUGGCUGGGCGCUGGCCUUUUGAUCACAAUGACUUUGGCGUAUUUCUCUGCAAGUUGUUCCCCUUUUUGCAGAAGUCCUCAGUGGGGAUCACCGUCCUCAAUCUCUGUGCUCUCAGCGUUGACAGGUACAGAGCAGUUGCCUCCUGGAGUCGUGUUCAGGGAAUUGGGAUUCCCUUGGUCACAGCCAUUGAGAUUGUCUCCAUCUGGAUCCUUUCUUUUAUCCUGGCCAUCCCCGAAGCAAUCGGCUUCGUCAUGGUGCCCUUUGAAUACAAGGGUGAACAGCACAAAACCUGUAUGCUCAAUGCCACGUCAAAAUUCAUGGAGUUCUACCAAGAUGUUAAGGACUGGUGGCUGUUUGGGUUCUACUUCUGCAUGCCCCUGGUGUGCACAGCGAUCUUCUACACCCUCAUGACUUGUGAGAUGCUAAACAGAAGGAAUGGCAGCCUGAGAAUUGCCCUCAGUGAACACCUGAAACAGCGUCGAGAAGUGGCAAAAACAGUUUUCUGUUUGGUCGUAAUUUUCGCUCUGUGCUGGUUCCCUCUUCAUUUAAGCCGUAUUUUGAAGAAAACCGUGUAUGAUGAAAUGGACAUGAACCGAUGUGAAUUACUUAGUUUCUUGCUGCUCAUGGAUUACAUUGGUAUUAACUUGGCAACCAUGAAUUCAUGUAUAAACCCAAUAGCUCUAUAUUUUGUGAGCAAGAAAUUUAAAAAUUGUUUCCAGUCUUGCCUCUGCUGCUGCUGUUACCAGUCCAAGAGUCUGAUGACCUCAGUCCCCAUGAAUGGAACAAGCAUCCAAUGGAAGAACCAUGAACAAAACAACCAUAACACAGAGAGGAGCAGCCAUAAGGACAGUAUAAACUAAACAUCUUAAGGAACAUUCAUCAAUAUACUUCAAAUCCUAUUGGAGAAAAAAAAAAAAAUCAACACAGCAACUGCAUCUCCAGAAAUCUCUUCUUCCAUCCUUCUCCCAUGACUCAGUACCACCCCCUGGAAAAAUGUUUUCCAAAACAUUGAAGGGUUGACUGGUUUAUACCCACAAAUUCAACGAAUCUUACUUUGAUUUAUCUAAUUUACAUAGUCUGCAUGUUAUAUUCAGCCCUAAAAAAUGGUGGGAGUUGGUGGGGGAAAGGAGAUUGUUCAGUUAAACCAGGAGGAGAUAUACUAUCUUUGCAUGAAAAUAGAGUUUUCGAGUACAUGGCUAGCUUUCGUGGCGGUUCUGUAGAAUGUUCCGUAAGAACUGGUCACCAUGAAAAGCUUAGAAAUUAUAACAAGGUUUUCUAUUUUUUUUAAGUAAUUUUGUUUUUUUGGCCAA